AUGUCUAAUCUUCUUGCAAUACCAUUCAAGAAGACCUAUGAAAUAGACAUCAAAGGCGCAGCUCGUAGCUACAUCUCGAACCACACAGACGGGGCUCAUCCAGACGAAUUCCGAGACGACAUAAAGUCCUGGCAAGACCUGAGGCGCGACGCUACCAGCACCAUCGUUCAUGUCAACCGUACAGACACUGCGCUGCUCUACCACGCCCAACUGGUCUCCAUACUCGCAAAGUUUCCCACUGAUAUCCACCUGGAAAUACCAUAUGCGACUAUCUUCGAUCCCGACAAUUCAAUUCCAGUUUCGUUGAACAAUUUGCUGUUUGAGCGCGCGGCCGUCGUGUUUAAUCUCGCGGCCCUGUUCUCUCAGUUGGCGAAUGCAGAGGACAGAUCUUCUCCAGAUGGAAUCAAACGGGCAGCUUCCUACUACCAGCAAGCAGCAGGAACACUGUCCUAUCUGCGAUCAGACAUUCUUCCCAAGUUGUCCUAUUCAGAAAGCGACGACAGACCCCCUGACCUUACAGAAGGCGUGGCCGCGGGCUUGGAAUAUUUAAUGCUAGCCCAAGCUCAGGAAUGCUCGUGGCAAAUGGCGAAACUCAAUCAUUACAAGAACGGCCUUGUCUCCAAGAUCGCCGCCAGGGUUGGAACACUGUAUGAUUCGGCGUUUACCACUUUGAACGAUGCUGCAAGAAGGCUCCUUCCCAAGGACUGGCUGGCCCAUGUUGAAGCAAAAAGCUAUCAUUUCAAAGCUGUUGCAGAAUUCCGGAAGAGCAUGGACGAAAUUGAGAAUGGAAACAAGUAUGGAUUCGAGUUAGCCAGACUUCAAAAUGCUCAAAUGCACGCUCAACAAGCGUAUGAUAUUGCCCGCCGUGGCAAAGUUGCAGCCCCUGUUCUUCAGGACGCGCAGUCUCUUAUGGAAAUCAUCCAAAAGAAUCUCAUUAGGGCACAACGCGAUAAUGACUUGAUCUACCACCAAGACGUCCCCACAGCCUCGGCGCUUCCUGCCAUUCCGGAAACAAAUCUCACCGCUUCAAAAACGCCACCAGGGCUGUUAAACCCAGAAAGCGUAUUUGGCACCAGGCGGCCUCUUUUUGAGGGGUUAGUCAGUUGGGGAGCGAGGGAAGCUAUCAAUAUUUAUAAUGACCGUAAAAAGAACCUCCUCAAAGAACAGAUUACCGAUGUGUCGCAAGAUCUUCAGAACACCGCCGAUAGGGAACUGCGGAUUUUGAAUCUUCCUGCUUCACUGGAGGCGCUGGAACGACCAAUUGGCCUCCCGCCCAGCCUACUACGAAAGGCCGAAGAAAUACGCCUUGAAGAUGGGCCUGAACGAGUAGAAGCGUCGCUGGAUAAUAUCGAGACCCUCGCUCAACGGGACCGCGCACUGCUGGAUGAGGCCAUGGACAUCUUGGACACUGAAGCAUCGGAAGAUGAAAGCACCCGCAAGGACUACCCUAUCAACCGACCUCCGUCACACGAAGCUAACAUCGAAUUAACCAGCAAAGGCGAACGAUACAGGCACCUCCUGGAUCAAGCUCGGGAGAGUGACGAGACCGUGCGUCGAAAGUGGUAUGAAUGGGAGGACCACAUUCAGCAGCUGACUCUCGACGAGGCCACAUUAGAGUCCCUUAUCCCAUCAACAACGGCAUCGAGCGUUAAUCAGGGCAGUCGAGAAGCUCGGGUAACGAGGCAGCAUGCUCGGGCUCUCAGAGUGAAAUUGGAAGAUCUCGACACCCUCCAUCGUGAUCGCGAGGAUCUGGUCCGAAGAGCUCGCACUUUGGCAGAAAUCGACGAUGUAAAGCCGAGAAUCAUGAAGGCUGCUGCUGGAUUCGAAAAGUUGGCGGUGGUGCAGCCUGCUAUGUUUGAGGACAUCUCGGACGAGGAACUUGCGAAGUACGACAAGUAUGUUCAAGAGUUGUCCGAGCUGGCGAAGCGGCAGGAACAUAUUCUUCAUGAGAUCAAGGUGGAGAACGAUUUAUUCCUUGGUUCGCGUAAGGAUGAUCCCGCGGUCAAAGAAAGGGAGCGUGCACUUCAAGCGCUGGAAUUGGCGUACCUGAAGUACAAGGAGAUUACGAAGAACUUGGAUGAAGGAAACAAGUUCUAUAAUAGCCUUGCGGAUAUGCUCAUCCAAUUCAGAGCCGUGUGCAAAGCAUGGGCGCAGCAAAGGAAUCAAGAACUGCACGCUUUGACUACAGGUUUCGAGAAUCUAUCGAUUAGCCAGGAGUCCGCUCGACAGCAACCCCCAGCACGUACACCAGGUGCCAAGAAACCACCAGUGGGCAAAUCAUCUUUAGGCUUGCCGGCACUGACUUCUGAAGAAUGGGGGUUCGAGGAUGUUCCCAUUCCUCCUGGACCCCCUUCACCAACUAAGAGUAAAAGAUGA
Coprinopsis cinerea okayama7#130 is the source of this 2376-nucleotide messenger RNA. RefSeq names its product pH-response regulator. The coding region runs from base 1 to 2376 and encodes 791 amino acids. NCBI's taxonomy places the organism in Eukaryota, Fungi, Basidiomycota, Agaricomycetes, Agaricales, Psathyrellaceae. Gene Ontology annotation, cellular component: endosome. The transcript is spliced from 16 exons. The record is from RefSeq and is a predicted model, not a curated record. Gene Ontology annotation, molecular function: protein binding.